AUGGGUCUUAUUCAAUUACUCUUAAUGACAGCUCUGUGGAUGGCAACCGGAGCGGUGCGCCUCAAUUCUCGACAGCCGAGUGGUUAUACGCCCACACGUAUUGUUGGUGGUUCAGAUGUGCAAGCCGGAGAGUAUGUGCCGUAUCAGGUCUCUAUGCAGUAUGCAACUCGUGGGGGUCACAUGCAUUUCUGUGGUGGCUCCAUCAUAGCGCCCGAUCGCGUGUUGACAGCCGCCCACUGUUGCCAGGGCCUCAAUGUGACACGAAUGUCUGUGGUAGCAGGUAUACGCAGUUUGGACGAGCAGAGUGGAUCGCGCUCCCAGGUGAUGUCCUAUGUCAUACAUCCAGACUACAAGGAGCUGCAGACUAGUGACAUUGCGGUGCUAACCAUUGAUCCACCAUUGGUCUUCAACAAUGUCUCCAUCCAGUCUAUUAAGUUCGAUGACAAAGAGUUUGUCGGCAGUGGUGUUCCAGUUACUCUAACCGGCUGGGGCUUAAGAUUACCAGUGCCAUUUCCAUUUCUGGACAUCUUUAACUAUCCAACUACAUUGCAACGGAUGAACUAUCAGACGAUGUCAAAUAGUCAAUGCCAAGCAAGUGGCAUGGAUGCCGUCACGGAUACGGAGAUUUGUGCGAGGGGACCGUUUAGAGGAGCAUGUUCGGGAGACUCUGGUGGACCUUUGGUAAGAAACGACAAUGGAUUGAAGCAAGUGGGCGUAGUUUCCUAUGGGCUGGUUGUCUGCGGUCUCUUUGUGUCGCCCGAUGUCUACACAAGAGUUUCAACUUUCAGCGAUUGGAUAAAGCAGCACAUUGCCUCUUAGAAACCGAUUUUAUAGAUAUACAUACAACGUAAUCAG
Messenger RNA from Drosophila innubila, 855 nucleotides. Its product is annotated as chymotrypsin-1. NCBI's taxonomy places the organism in Eukaryota, Metazoa, Arthropoda, Insecta, Diptera, Drosophilidae. Bases 1 to 819 code for a protein of 272 amino acids. The record is from RefSeq and is a predicted model, not a curated record. Gene Ontology annotation, biological process: proteolysis. The transcript has 3 exons. Gene Ontology annotation, molecular function: serine-type endopeptidase activity.